This is a messenger RNA of Penicilliopsis zonata CBS 506.65, 2885 nucleotides long. RefSeq lists its product as hypothetical. Bases 161 to 2731 code for a protein of 856 amino acids. The transcript is spliced from 12 exons. NCBI's taxonomy places the organism in Eukaryota, Fungi, Ascomycota, Eurotiomycetes, Eurotiales, Aspergillaceae. Gene Ontology annotation, biological process: positive regulation of transcription from RNA polymerase II promoter by galactose; DNA-templated transcription. The record is from RefSeq and is a predicted model, not a curated record. Gene Ontology annotation, cellular component: nucleus. Gene Ontology annotation, molecular function: DNA-binding transcription factor activity, RNA polymerase II-specific; zinc ion binding; RNA polymerase II cis-regulatory region sequence-specific DNA binding.
ACCGUGAAUCAUUCUGUCUCGACGCGACGCCCGUUGACAUCUCCAUCAAGUAUUUAAAGGAUUACAGUGCUGGUGUCCAUACUAGAAGCCAUGUUGGCGUGAUAUUGGACAAACCUCGACGCCUUGCAGGCUGCUGGACUACGACUCCGAUAUCGCGGAUAUGGACGGAGAGCCUCCGCGGGCGACAAAACGGCGACGGUUGCCGCGUGCUUCACAGGCAUGCAACUGGUGUCGCACCCGGAAAACGAAGUGCGAUCAAUUAAGGCCAUGCUCAUAUUGUGCCUACCAUUCCCUAGAAUGUGUGUACAAAACCUCGGACAUCGAAAGUAUCUCGUCAGCGACCAAGAAAAAUGCCGGGGCUAAAGAGAUUGACAUCCCGGUAAACCAGGCCCGUUUGUCUCCCUGGCCGGAGGGAGCAGCUCUGACAUCCAGAGUACGUCGGCAAUAUGACCCAGGGGAAACCCUCGGUAGAUCGGAGGCGGACGCUCCAAGUCCAUCUCCCAUUCAGCCGGCGAUACGUUCAACUGGACAAUGGAAUCUGCCGCUGGCGCCAGCGCCUCUUCCGACAAGUCCAACAGAGGACUGCACUCCCCGGACUGUUGACGGUGCACCCUCGGAAAUCGGUGACUCGUCCUCUAGAGUCGGGCUCAGUGGUGUGAACAUUCACACCAAUGGCACCGAGUUCUACGGCAAUUCCUCCAAUUUGGCCUUCCUUGGUAAUCUUUAUUCCCGAGCGCGCAAUCAGGCUCGCACGGCUUCUUCACAGGACAGUCCACCAAAUGGUUCACACGGCGGACAAACAUUAGCCCAAUCCCCCUUUUCCCUCGCUCUUGACAAAGAUUCCGACCGUGAGGGACCGACUCAGGAAAAGGAACAGCUCUCGAUAGUCAACCUGUUGCACAAUCCGAACUUUCCUACGAAGGCAGCCAGUGUUGAUCAACAAUCAGCUCCCCAGCAGGAUAAAGAACUGAGGCGUUCCAAAUCAGGGAGCCUAGCUGAUCAUGCAUGUCGAAAUGGUAGACGCCCAGAGAUGGCGUUGCUGGUUCGCAGUAUACCCGAUGAAUCUCAAUUUGAAAUUGAGAAGAUGUUCAUUAGUAGCUAUUUCUCCAACAAACACUGGGUCCAUCCCAUGCUCGACAAACCCCGUUUCAUGCACCGCUGCGAGGCCGAGGCAUGGCACGCACCCGGGCGGGCCCGGUUCUUAAAUGGAUCUUCGAAAUUUACCGGUCUAUAUUUUGCUGUCGUUGCAAUGGGCGCGAUCAACUCAAGCCCUAACGAAACAGCCCUGCUGGACCAUUACUGUACGUACUCCCCGGAUCCGACGGCGAGAACAGGGCCUGCAAGCGGAUUCUCGGCCUUGGACUUUGCAGAAUUCUACUUUGAGAUGGCAAAGCAGACUCUGGGUGAUAUCUUCGAGAGUUGCUCUCUGGAGAGUGCACAGGCUUUGCUCAUCUUGUCGGUAUAUUGCCAAAACGCCCUUCGACCGCAUAGUUGCUUCAUGUACAGCGGUAUGGCUGUUAGGACGGCUGUUGCUAUUGGGCUGGCGUCGGGCUUUUCGUCGCCAUCUGCCUGUAUCCGGAAGGAAGGUAAACGGACGUGGUGGUCUAUCUAUUCUCAUGAGGUGGAAAUGUGCUGUUCCUCUGGACGACUGGAUAGCAUGAAAGCGCUGAAUCACUACCACGUUUCUCUUCCGAAAUUAAAGGCAGACCCUGGGAAUGGAUCGGAUCCUGACGCAGAAGACAACGAAAUUGGUAUGAUUCCCGUCAUGGUAGCCUUGGCCAAGAUCAUGUCCGAAGCCUCUCACCUCAUCUACCAUGAGACGACUGAGCGGUCAAUGACGGAAAUGUCACGGAUUGCAAUGGAUCUCGAUAAGAAGUUACUCGACUGGAAAGAGAGUCUGCCGAGCUUUCUAAGCAUUGAUGUGGCUGCUUUGAACGAUCCAGAGUGGGCUUUCAAACAAAGGCUGGUCCUCAAACUGAGAUUCUACAACACUCGCAUUCUCAUCCAUCGUCCGUUCCUCGUCGCCUCAACAGCCUCGCGCUUCAGCAUUCAGAUGCAGUACGAAUCUUUCCUGCAUAGAAUAUACAUCCGAACAUGGUGGUAUAAUACAACCUACGCCCUGUACGCCAGCAUGAUCCUUCUGCACCUCGUCCUGUCCGAUUUCCCGGGCAUCUCAUGCAAAGAUCUCCUUCAGGAUGUGGAGAAGAGCCUAGAAAUAUUCUCGUCAAUGGGAGACAUGCUCGUUGUCCGUCGUUGCGGGGAGAUGAUCAAAGAAGUCCUAGAGGUUGCCCGGAUGUGUCUCGCACGCCGUCAAGCGUUGACGACAGCACCCCCGUUCCCUAGCGGCGGUGCUUCUUCUUCUUCUUCUUCUUCGAUUCUAGCGCCAUCACAACAACCCUGGUCUGUGCAAGGCCAUACAGAGCCAGGAUGGCACCACGGAAGGUCUUCGCAUACUACUCAUAGCCAUCCUACUACUACUACACCCCUAGGCCAACCCAUCGAAACCACCACCACUACUACCGGCGGUAGUGGUAGCGCCCUCCUCCCCAACAGCGCCGGCGGGAAUGGGGAUUUCUUCUCCACCCUCUUCAGCCAGGACGGAAUCGACAACGAUACAGACUGGAACGCCCGCGCUGAGAUCCUCGCCAACCUGGUUGACCCGGGGGUUCUGGAGGACUUUGCCUUUGGGGGAGGUGGCGCGGGUGACUUUUCGUUGUUUUAUUCAGCCUGAAUGAGCAUCCUACAUAGUACCUACCUAGGCUUACCAUGUUACAUCAAUUACUUAAUAUGCUUUACUUUUGAUGAAAUAUGCUGAUGGCGCCAUCCCUCUAUAUGCUGUAAUAAUAGAUGUUGUGAUUCUAAGCUGUACGUUGCGACAUCACUUG